CGUACGUAAUAUAACUUCGUAAGGACUCAUCGAACGACGUCUCGAACUUGCUUUAAGUGUUGAAGUCUUUGAUCACGUUCUCGACGGUAGUUUACAGUUAUCGUGACCCGACUUUGUUCGAAAGAAACGUUACUGAAAACGCUUAGAAGAGGCACUGAACGGUCGGCCGAAGCGGGUCUUGUUAAUCAAGGAAUUUAAUAAUAAAAGCCGACUUUUGAACAGCUUCGCAAUGUUUCAUAGUACGAAGUGGUUGUUUCUUGUUACCGGCGUGUCAUUAAUAGCGCUGCGAUCAGCACAUGAACGGGAGCAACGUGUUUUUAAGGACGACGAAGGACCGAGACAAGGAAGGGACCUUUUGGACUGGAUAGGCCUUGGAACAGGCCCUGAUGUUGAUCCCUACUUAGCCAAAGCCAAUGCUGAAUGUCUUAAUGGAGAUCUAGCUGAAUGUUUUAAAUCAAGAGCAUUACAAUCGUUGGACGACUUUUUCGAUAAGCCGGUUUAUUAUCUUACCGAGAAUGCCAGAAUUACACGCAUGCCCGAAUCUCAACUUCGAAGUGUGGCCAGAGAACCCUACGAAUUUUCAGAAGCACCCAGAUCUGAUGAACCAGAAUGGGAUCAGUUAGUCAAAUUUGUUCUCAGAAAAGUGGAAAGGUUCAUGAAGUCUAGUGCGAUUGAAGUAAAAUUUAAUGACGAAGUAACUGAGAGAGGACGUUAUUCGCCCCGCUUCAUAGACGAAAUUGCUGAUGAAAUAGAUGUAAUUGAAGACAAAAAGGAUUCUUAUUUCAAACGAAAACAACUCAAAAAGCUGUUUAUUCCCAUGCUUAUAAUUUUGAAGCUUUUUAAGUUAAAGCUGUUGUUGUUCUUGCCUUUAAUAUUGGGACUAGCAUCGUUUAAAAAAUUGCUGGGUUUUCUUGCUAUCGUCAUCCCAGGAUUGAUAGGAUUUUUCAAAUUGUGCAAGCCUCAUCUACAGUCGUCAUUCAGCCAAAGCGGAUUUGCACCCCACUAUUCUUCAGGUGGAAUCGGUUUUCAGCCCCACUACAGAGAUCCACAACCCACUUUCCUUACUGAUGAACAUUCGUACUAUAAUCACGACAAAGGACUUGCAUUUAAGGAGGAUCCACAGGAAUUGGCGUACUCCGGUUAUUCACAUUAUCGAAAUUCAGGAGGUGACGUUGCUGCUAUUGGUAACGAAAACACUUCCAAAAAGUCAAUAUUGCCGGAUUCUUAGAAUAUAAAGUCUUAAGAAGAAGACAAAUGAUGUAGAAUGUAUGUGAUUUGUUGUU
This is a messenger RNA of Agrilus planipennis (emerald ash borer), 1283 nucleotides long. RefSeq lists its product as uncharacterized. The transcript has 5 exons. The record is from RefSeq and is a predicted model, not a curated record. Bases 230 to 1228 code for a protein of 332 amino acids. NCBI's taxonomy places the organism in Eukaryota, Metazoa, Arthropoda, Insecta, Coleoptera, Buprestidae.